Molecule: messenger RNA, 884 nt
Organism: Topomyia yanbarensis
Lineage: Eukaryota; Metazoa; Arthropoda; Insecta; Diptera; Culicidae
Product: alpha-ketoglutarate-dependent dioxygenase alkB homolog 6
Exons: 3
Coding region: 113-808 (231 amino acids)
Source: RefSeq, a predicted model, not a curated record
UGCACGGUCGUAGCCGUCAAGCUCACUUGACACAGUAAAGGAAAAAAAAGAACUGUUGCAUUAGGAACGAUUUAUUAUUGUAAUUAGAGCGGUUUAUCGGUUUGUAUAUGCAAUGAAUUUACAGAAUUUCAAAAUCAACGAGUGUCCCUCGAGUGCUUACUAUAUUCCCGAUUUUAUAACACCUGAGGAGGAAUCGAUCAUUCUAUCCAUGGUCGCCAAGGCUCCCAAGCCCCGCUGGACUCAGCUAUCUAAUCGGCGACUUAUCAAUUAUGGUGGUGUUCCGCAUCCCAAAGGUAUGAUUGUAGAAGAAAUUCCUGCCUGGUUACAGAAACAUGUCGAUAAAGUAAAUCAGCUUACCAAGGUAUUCGAGGAUGGACGGAAAGCCAACCAUGUACUCGUCAAUGAAUACCUACCAGGCCAGGGAAUCAUGCCACAUGUGGAUGGGCCACUAUUUUAUCCCACGAUAACAACCAUUUCAUGUGGUUCUCAUACCGUGCUCGAGUUUCAAGAACCGCACGAUCGAGAGAACAGCCAUCCUGAGAAACUAUUAAGAAUUAUUAAACUUUGGAUAGAACCUAGAAGUUUGUUAAUACUAAAGGAUGAUAUGUAUCACCAAUAUCUACACUCGAUAUCGGAGAUAACUGAAGACGAAAUUGAUCAGGAUUUUGCAAAUCUGUCAGUACUCAAACGAGGAAGCUCAAUCGUUCAGAUGGAAGACAAACAAAUACGUGGUACAAGGAUUUCCCUAACUAUACGACACAAAUGCUUAAACGAUAAAUAUCAUGUAGAGAAGUUUAAGUCACAAUAGUAAUAUGUCCUCAGCUUAUUUUUUCCGGAGAAGAAAUAAUUACUUCUUCAUUACCAGGACUAACCGCGUCAUCAAU